AUGAGUUACUUACAAAAGUUAUUUGCUCUUCAUAAAGAAAUGAAAGAAUUAAUUCAACUAUUCUUUAUUAUUGAUGAAAAUAUUGGAAUGAAUAAUGAAAUAGAAAGUAUUAUGAAUACUUAUCCAUCUUUAUUUCUUUCACACAUUUAUUGUAAUGAUGAUACUAACAAUUACAUUACAGUUAAAUGUGAAAAAUUAAUUAAAGAAUUAGAUCAAAUAGAAAUGUGUAAUAACCCUAUUAGAAUGAUCAUUAUUGAUUUCAUUUUAAGUAUUGAUGGAAGUGGCAAUAUUCCAAUUGAAAUAGAUUAUUCAAAACAAAACGAAGUUAUUGAAUGGAAAGAUAGUGUCUUUGAAAAAAGUGUUGACCAUAUUGAGAAUGCCCUUAUUUACUAUACUGGUAAUCCUAUUGAAAUUAGUUGUACAUAUAAUGGUACUACUUAUCCAAUUAAAAUAACUAAUCCAUUAAUUGUAAAAGAUAUUAUUGAACCAAUUAAUCCACACUUUGUUGGAGAAUAUAUGUUAUCAGUAUUAGGAGGAAGUACUAUGCUUAUUAGAAUUAAUUCUGGAGAAUUAAAAAGAAAAGAAUUCAUUUAUGAAAAAGAAAUGAAGGCUGGUGGUGUCCAAACAAUUAUAAUGAAAUGUUUUGAUUGUUUUGAUAAUAUCACUUCAAUUGGACUUCUUCAAAUGAAAUUAAUUCAUCAUUCAAAAGAAAUUUUUAUUGAAGUAGAACAAAGUAAAAUUGGAUAUAUUAGUUGUACACCAGUAUUAUAUGACAGUGGUGAAUAUCAAAUAUCUAUACUCAAUGAUGCCAAUGAACAAAUAGAACAAAUCGUGUUCUCUGUUUUUCCUCUUGAAAUAGAUGAUUCACUAACUCAAGUCAAUGAUAGUUCUAAUACCCAAAUCCAAAACAUUUGUCUUAUAGAAGAAGGUGUAAGUACCUCAUUUCAACUUCAUUUCUUUGAUCAAUUUCAUAACCCCAUGGACGCCCCUAAAGACUUAGUAUGUGUGAGUAAUAUUAAUGAUAUUCAAUGUCUUGAUAAUGAAAUACAAAUAAAAAACCCUUCAAUAGGUGAAUAUACUUUAGAUGUCCAAUACUCUUCUCCUUCAAAUAGUGUAUGUGGAUUUCCAAAAAAAAUUAUUGUUAUUGAAAAACAAAAUGACCUUUCUUUUGAAUGGCAAAUACCAAAACAAGUCAUUCUUGGACAAUUACUUAUUAUUAAAUGCACAACGUUAUUAAAACGUAUUGAUUUGAUUAAUGUAACAGUUACAAUUAAUGACCAUCCGAUGAGAUCAAUGAUAAUUCAAACAUCAGAGGGGUUUGAUAUUCGUAGUUGGUGUAUUCAAUUUGGACAUGGAAAUAUAAAAUUACACUAUGGGUCUAUAGAAAAAGAAGAGUCGUUUAUAGUAAUUAAAAGAGAUGAAGGGGAUGAGAUGAACUUUUAUUUGAUAGAAUGA
Molecule: messenger RNA, 1455 nt
Organism: Entamoeba dispar SAW760
Lineage: Eukaryota; Evosea; Mastigamoebida; Endamoebidae
Exons: 2
Coding region: 1-1455 (484 amino acids)
Source: RefSeq, a predicted model, not a curated record